Messenger RNA from Suillus discolor, 1480 nucleotides. Its product is annotated as CDP-alcohol phosphatidyltransferase-domain-containing protein. Gene Ontology annotation, cellular component: membrane. Gene Ontology annotation, molecular function: phosphotransferase activity, for other substituted phosphate groups. The record is from RefSeq and is a predicted model, not a curated record. Lineage: Eukaryota; Fungi; Basidiomycota; Agaricomycetes; Boletales; Suillaceae. The coding region runs from base 89 to 1363 and encodes 424 amino acids. Gene Ontology annotation, biological process: phospholipid biosynthetic process. The transcript is spliced from 11 exons.
CACUGAGAUAGUUGGCAUGUCUGCUCUGUGUAUUUGAACAUUUCCGACGUUGUUUACAGACCAUCUCGUGCAAAGUUACAGCUUUUCUAUGGGUUAUCUCUCGCAACCAGCGCUCAAAAAUCUCAAAAAAUAUUCCUAUAAAGGUGUAGAUGAAUCUUUGGUCUCGCACUAUCUCCUCACGCCAUACUGGAAUUGGUUCAUCAAGCUCUUUCCAUUGAACAUAGCCCCAAAUACUAUAACCUUGCUUGGCCUGUGCAUCGUUGUUUUUAAUGUUGUCACACUACUAUAUUAUGACCCGCUUUACUUGACCGAGAAGGAUGGGGAAACAGGACCUCCUCAGUGGAUCUACUUUACAUGGGCGAUCGGGUUGUUCAUGUACCAAAGUUUAGACGCCGUAGAUGGGAAGCAGGCACGGAGAACGGGAAUGGCCGGUCCUUUAGGAGAGAUGUUUGAUCAUGGUUGCGACGCACUCAACACUACACUCGAGGUCGUUCUUGCGUCGCGCGCACUCAAUCUUGGCCGUUCGUGGUGGACUGUUGCAUCGCAAAUAGCCACUCUUGCAAAUUUCUACUUGACCACAUGGGAAGAAUAUCAUACUGGAAUAUUGUACCUCGGUCCUUUUUCAGGUCCAGUAGAGGGUAUCUUAAUGAUCGUGAUUAUCUAUGUUAUAACGGGAAUAUUCGGCCCUACAUUCUGGGACAACAAACUCUUGACUUUCACCCGUCUAGAUAGAAUACCCCAAGUUGUUCAACACGUUCCUAACAUCGGUCUCAAUGAAUCUUUCAUGGUUUUCGGUGCUUUUGGUCUGGCUUUCAAUAUUGUCUCAAGUUACCGCAAUGUCAUCAAAGCCACGAGAUCUGACGGGAAGUCGAGUCUCAAACCUCUCGUCUACCUCCUUCCCUUCGUCAUUUCCGCGACCCUCCAGAUCUUGUGGUUGUUAAGCCCCUCUUACCACGACUCCACCAUCAUUCACUCACCACUCUUCCUACCGUUUCUUUUCGCAUGGGGCUUACAGUUUGCUCACCAAGUAGGAAGGAUGAUCUUGAGUCAUAUUACACGUGCACCGUUUCCCCUGUGGCACAACAUGUGGCUAUGGAGUGUUGUCGGGAUGGUCGAUGCUCAACUCCCGUUCCUAUUUGACAGAUCGCCGUUAAUACAGUCAACACCAAAGCGAACGGCGGUGUUCGUCUACCUGACGCUCGCAGUUUCGCUCAUCACCUAUGCACGCUUCUGUGCACUGGUUAUUAGAGAUAUCACGGAGUUUCUCGGUAUCGCUUGUUUUACUGUGCGCAAGAAGGAUGGAGAGGGCGUGUGGAGGGAGACGCGUGAUAUACAGCAGGAUGGGUAUGUGAAACGGCUUUGACACGAGUAGUUUAGAAUUGGAACAUGGAGCACAUUUCUUGUCUACACUGUCGUAUGAUUAUUCACUCUAGAUCUUCGUCUGCUAAAUACCAUUGCUUGGACAUGGCUCUGGCCCCUG